This is a messenger RNA of Rhopalosiphum padi (bird cherry-oat aphid), 2210 nucleotides long. RefSeq lists its product as uncharacterized. Bases 474 to 2111 code for a protein of 545 amino acids. The transcript has 2 exons. The record is from RefSeq and is a predicted model, not a curated record. NCBI's taxonomy places the organism in Eukaryota, Metazoa, Arthropoda, Insecta, Hemiptera, Aphididae.
AUAUUAUAAUAUCUGGCAAACGGCUGUGCGCGCGCGCGUCGCGUGCGACUACGUCACCGGCGUCUAUUGUGCGUGCGCUUCGAGACGACCCUUCGUGACGGCGUCGUAAACGGCGCGAAAAGGUUGCGGCGAGUGACAUCAUUGUCGUUUAUCAUAUUACAUUAUCGUUGUGAUUUGUCAUUGUUCUUGGGCGGCUCGGAAGGCCGCACACGAAACGCUCGCGCGGCACACCACUUUUGUCCGGCCGCCCCGGCGCCAGUCGGCCGCGUAUAUAUACCGCCGGACGGCACACGAUCCGCAACACUCGUACGCUUCCGACCGUCUAAGUGAUAACCGUCGCCGCCACCGUCGUUCGCUCAAAACCGUCUUCCGACGCACACACAACCGUCCACGCCCCGACGCCGGUUGUACGACGACCGAACCGGCCGCCGACCGUCGACAAGCGCACGCCGAGCCACCGCGCUCCCGCAACGAUGACGACCGCCAAUAAGAAAUUAAUUAUUGUGGUAUGUCUAUUGAGAUUGUGUAUUUGCCAGCAAUAUGAACAGUCAGGAGGACAAGGAGGUUAUUCAUCGUCAGGUGGAAAAUAUAACUCUCCUUCCUCUGCAGGAAGGUCUGCAGCAUCCGGAAGACCAAAUGGUGGUUCUGGCUCCAAUGGUUAUAAUCCUACAUCCGGUUUUCCUGGCCAAGGUCAAGGCGGAAAAGGUGGCUACGGAAACGGUUUAAAUGGAAACUCAAGAUAUUCAGGAAGUCAAAAUGCAGGUGGCAUAAAUUGUGGCCCCAAUGAUAAUAAUGGUGGCUUUGGUGGAUCCAAUAAUGGUUUUGGAGGAUAUGGAACCAAUGGCUUAAAUAGUGGUUCCAAUGGCGGUGGAAAUUAUGGGGGUGGAAGCAGUGGUUUUCCAGGAGGAAAUGGAGAAUAUGGAAGUGGAGGCUCAGGAGGUGGGGGAGGAUAUGGAAAUGGAGGUUUUGGUAGUAGUGGUAGUGGCGGUGGUGGAGGAUAUGGAAGUGGAGGUAUUAAUGGACGUGGAAAUAGUGGUUUAGGAGGUAGUAGUAGUUACGGAAAUGGUGGUUUAGGUGGAAGCGGUGGAUAUGGGAACGGCGGUGCAGGAAGCAGCGGGGGAAAUGGGAACGGUGGUGCAGGAGGCAGUGGAGGAUAUGGAAAUGGGGGUUCAGGAGGUUCAGGAGGAUAUGGUAAUGGAGGUUUAGGUGGUAAUGGAGGCUUAGGAGGUAAUGGAGGAUAUGGUAAUGGAGGCUUAGGAGGUUCAGGAGGAUAUGGUAAUGGGGGCUUAGGAGGUAAUGGUGGUUUAGGAGGUGGUAGAGGAUAUGGAAAUGGAGGUUCAGGAGGUUCAGGAGGAUAUGGUAAUGGAGGUUUAGGUGGUAAUGGAGGCUUAGGAGGUUCAGGAGGAUAUGGUAACGGAGGUUCAGGAGGUUUAGGAGGAUAUGGUAAUGGAGGUUUAGGAGGUAAUGGAGGUUUAGGAGGUAAUGGAGGCUUAGGAGGUUCAGGAGGAUAUGGUAACGGAGGUUCAGGAGGAUAUGGUAAUGGAGGUUUAGGAGGUAAUGGUGGUUUAGGAGGUAGUGGAGGAUAUGGAAAUGGAGGUAAUGGAGCUAAUGGUGGAAAUUUUAAUCCAAAUCAAAAUGCUCCUCCUGCUGCCAAAGUUAGUUUCAAUAGCUAUUUUGGAAAAUCCGGACGAAAUGGCCGAGGACAAUUCGGUGGAUCAAAUAAUGGAGGAUUUGGCAGUCCCGGUGGUCAAAAUGGUGGUGGUUCUGGAUCCUACGGUGGCCAAAAUAAUGGAGGUUUUGGCAGUCCCGGUGGUCAAAAUGGUGGUGGUUCUGGAUCCUACGGUAGUCAAACCAAUGGCGGUUCUGGCGCUUAUGGUGGACUGAACGGAGGAGGUUCUGGUUCAUACGGUGGUCAAAAUAGUGGAGGCUUUGGUUCUCAUGGAGGAGGUUCUUCUCCAUAUGGUGCACAAAAUGGUAUUGGUAACGGUUUGGGAUCUGGGCAAUACGGAGAAUCAGACUUUGGCGGAUCCGGACAAAAUAACGGAUUCGGAAAAAAUUCUCCUGGAGGAUUUUCAUCAGAAUCUUCUGGUCAAGGAUCUAAUGGGUAUUGAUACUUAACAUUGUAAUUUUAAAUUAUAAUUAAUUUAUUAAAUUAUUGUUUUAUAAACUAAUUUUAUGUAUUAACAUUAAAUAUGUGUAUUAUUUAUAAA